AUGGAAGGAAGCGGAAAUGAUUCCCAUGGUGAAAGACGGAGACCACGAAAUAGCGUCAAACAACCGCCCGAUAUCUCUUCUUGCCAUAUAGCUUCUAAGCUUUGUGAAAAAAUUGUUCUCGAACAAUUCAGGAGCCACCGUAUAAGCAAAAACCUGCUCUCCCCUCAUCAAAGCGGAAAUAAAAAACACCAUUCCACAGAGACCCUGAACAUUUUUGGUACCGACACGAUGCUAGAGGCAAUGGGCAAAAAGGAAUUAGUAUUAUUAUAUAUCUCGAAAGCCGUCGACAGUAUUAACCAUCACAGAUUGUUACACAAUCUAGUGAAUGUCGGUGCUUCCCCAGCAACAGUACAGUGGUUUAAAAACUACUUGUCGGAUCGCUUUCUGUCCACCGAAUCAACUCCACCCUAUCUGAUCGACUACCAAUUAUUCACGGAGUACCCCAAG
This is a messenger RNA of Paramuricea clavata, 447 nucleotides long. NCBI's taxonomy places the organism in Eukaryota, Metazoa, Cnidaria, Anthozoa, Malacalcyonacea, Plexauridae. The record is from the annotation of a GenBank genome assembly.